Molecule: messenger RNA, 559 nt
Organism: Saccostrea cuccullata (small rock oyster)
Lineage: Eukaryota; Metazoa; Mollusca; Bivalvia; Ostreida; Ostreidae
Exons: 3
Source: RefSeq, a predicted model, not a curated record
AUGUCUGAAAGAAUCUAUGAGGAUUUGACAUAUCAUAAUUUCAAAACUGAAAGAAGUGCUGAUGUCAAAAAAGUUAAAAAAUAUACACGAUAUAUCAAAGAGAUUGAAAAGAAAGCUAAAAAGGAGUGGAAAAAAUACCCAACCUUAUACAGGAAUAAUCCCUGGAUUCCAAAAUUAGAGGAUUUGGAAUUUCAACUGAAAUACAGAGAAUUUAUGAAUGGCAAGGAGAAGAUAGCCCCUUCCUACGAUUGCAAAUUAGCGUCUCUGUACGAAGACAUUAAGACACAUUAUUACAUGUACCAAAAUGAAUUAAAAGCAAUGCCAAAAGAUAUUGAAGGGUGCAAAGAUGUCAUUGAAAAAUAUGUAGACGCAAGAGAAGUAUUACCUUUUAUGAGAGAUGUCGUGCACAGAGAUGAUAUCACAGAUAUUGUUAAUAGGAGCAAUAUAUCCACCAGCAAUGGAACAAAAGAACUUCUAAAUUGCUUGCAAAGGUACCCACAUAGACAUCUCAAUGUACCUUCAGUAUGGGCGACCUUUGAAAUGGCCCUCAAACAAGCAG